AUGAAGGUUCAUCCAGCUCCAAAAAGAAGCCAUUACGAUAUCAAUUCAACUCUUUCAGAUACAAACAGAAUAAUCAACCGGCAAAAGAAACUCCGUCGCCUUCCUCAUAUAUUCAAUAAAGUUUUAGAACUUCCGUUUCAUUCAGAAACAGAUGUUUUAAUUGAAGAAAAUUCUGACUUAUUACGAUUUUCUGUUAGUACUGAGAAUUUAACUGACGAUGUAAGUGCUCAUAUGAUUGAGAUUUAUCCAGGUGUUACGAAGAUUGUUAUUCGAGGUAGUAAUGUUGAUGAAUUGAAUAUAUUAGAUGAAUUUGAGCUAUGGAGGUUUAGGUUACCACAAUCAACUACACCAGAACUUGCUGCUGCUAAUUAUAUUAAUGGAGAGUUAGUUGUAACGGUUCCGAAGAGUUCGAGUUUGGCAAAUCAAGAAAAUGGUGAAGAAGAGGGAGAAGUUUGGGGAGGAGAAGGAGAAAAUGGGGAUCUUAGAGGAGGUAGAGUGAGUCAUCUUGUUCUUGUACAGUAA
Messenger RNA from Papaver somniferum (opium poppy), 522 nucleotides. RefSeq lists its product as uncharacterized. The record is from RefSeq and is a predicted model, not a curated record. Bases 1 to 522 code for a protein of 173 amino acids. Lineage: Eukaryota; Viridiplantae; Streptophyta; Magnoliopsida; Ranunculales; Papaveraceae. The transcript has a single exon.